AUGUACCACUCGUCGGCGGCGCCGGACACGUACGGCCGCGUGCUGGUGGGCGGCAGCAAACCGCACGUCGGGUACGUGUUCGCCAACGUGACGUACCCGACGGAGCUGAGCCUAGAGGCGUUCUUGCCGCCGUACAUGGACCCGCGGCACGACAGCGCGCGUCCGCGGGUGCUGCCGGCUCCCGCGGAGGUCGGGUACGGCGAAGCGACGGCCGUGAAGUUCGUGAUACCCGCCGGUGCGGGUGCGGGCGGGGAGGUGGUGUGGGUGGCCGCGGUGGCUCCGGCGUUCGCGACGCACUCGUUCGGGAUGAACCAGCGCGUGGUGGAGCUGGGCGUGGGGAGGGUGGCGGAGCUGGACGUCGGGGUUUACGAGGCCGUGGUCGCCGCGCCGCCGACGCCCGGGGUGGCGCCGCCCGGAUACUACAUGUGGUUCGUGGUGCACGCCGGCGUGCCCAGCAGCAGCGCCGAGUGGGAGCCCACCACACCGUCCUCGUCGUUCCAGGGAGAAUGGCAGCUCCUCCAUGCGAGCAUCGGCGUCUCGGUGAUGCACAUGCAGCUGCCGCCGGAGGACUUCGUCCUGAUGUUCGACCGCACCGACACGGGGCCCUCCAACAUCUCGCUGGCCGCGCUGGCGCCGUGCGCGGCCACCGCCAACGGCGCCGACCGCACGGCUCACUCGGUGCUCCUGGACCUCCGCUCCAACGUGCUGCACCCCGUACCCGCUGCCCACCAACCCGUCGUUCCUUGCCGGGCGGCGGUGGUACGCCACGACAUGAUCCUCCACGACGGCCGCGUGCUCAUCCUCGGCGGGCGGCGGCAGUCCAACCUCGAGUACUUCCCGCACGCCGAUGACGUGGCGCCGGCGCCGGCGCUGACGUUCUUUCCGUUUAUAGACGAGACGACGGAGCCCGACGCCGAGAACAACCUGUUAGCACAGUCAUCAGCAUGCUUUGGUGAGCUUGUUUGUAAUGUGAGUGCUUCUGCGACUGGGUUGACCGAGUUGGAAAUUCAGUGGACCAAGCAGCUGGACCAAG
Miscanthus lutarioriparius is the source of this 1033-nucleotide messenger RNA. The record is from the annotation of a GenBank genome assembly. NCBI's taxonomy places the organism in Eukaryota, Viridiplantae, Streptophyta, Magnoliopsida, Poales, Poaceae.